CGAAUAUGAUCCUCAAUAAUUUGGUUCUGUUGUAUGUAUUGUAGCUGGCCUUCUGAAUCUGAUCCAAUACCAUUGCUCCGCGCGUGCUGCAACCGUACGAUCUAUUCUCUCCCAUUCAACCUUCCUUCAUAUUCAACCAUAACACCUCAAAACCCUAACCCUAACCCUAAUCCCAAUCAUGGUAACCGAUUCCCACGACUCUCGUCGCAAGCAUCGCCGAUCCUCCUCUCCGGAAGACGCCGAUAGAUCCUCGAAGCGCCACAAGCACCGCCACCAUAGCCACCGCCAUCGCCACUCCACCAAGAAACGCGAUGAAGACACCGAAUACGAUCGCGGAACUCUUGCUAGGAUUCCUUCUCCAGCUCCUGUUUCUAACUCUGCUCCGUAUAGCUCUCUCCCUGACGACGACGUCGAGGAGGGAGAGAUUCUCGAAGAAGGUGAGAUUGGAAAAAAGCAGACAGAAUCUGAUGCAGAGCCUGGUGAAAUUGAGCUGUCAGGAAAUCGAGAUUCUCGAUCCGAUAACAAAAUUCCGGGACCUGUCACAAAAAAUUCAAAAACUGGAAAGGAGGACAGAAGUCAUGGUAAAUAUGUUAGUCCUGCAUUGGAUACUGCAGACAAGCACCCUGGACUUCAUGAUGACUAUGGUUCUCCUAACCAGUCAAGCCCUGAGCUGAAAGGUGGAAAGAAUGCUAGAGAUACUAAAGAUGGUUUGGGUAAUGGGUAUUUGAACCCUAAAUCAUCCAAAGAAGAUAAGAAGCAGAAUGAGGGCCCUGGACAAUUGAGAGGAAAUGAGAAACUAAAAGGUGACUAUGAAGAGAAAGAGAUACAGGCAAAUGGAAUAAAACAUAAUUACCAUACAAAUUCAUCAUCUGAUAGUGAAGGUGAAAAAUAUAGAAUGUUAAGAAGUUCUCCUUCUCAUGAUAGAUGUAGAAGUCGAUCAAGAUCAAGUGGUCAUCCUAGGGACAGAUCUCGUUCUCGUAGUAUAGCAGAUGAAUAUGCUCAUUCCAAGAAAAGGCACUCUAGGGAUCAAGGGUCCCUUCAUCAUAGUGGCAGAGAUAAGACUGACUAUGAGCAUGAUGAGGAAGGAAUGAGAGCACGUGGAAGGGAGCAUGGUCGUGGCAAUGCAGACUUGUUGGUAGAUGACAGGAGGGGACGUAGUUCCAGGUAUCGUAGUCGAGAGUCCCAGGAUCGCAGUAGGGACAGUCAUGUGGAUAGGGAUUUAUACAGGGAAAAGAAACGAGACGAAGCAAGCAGGAAUAGGGAGGUUGAUUGGGUGCGUAAAACAGAAAAGGAACGUGAAAGGAGCUAUGAGAGGGAUAGAAGGGACAGAUUUGAGAGGGAUAGAAGAAGGGGAAAGGAAAGGGACAGGAGUAGGGAUAAUACAAGGGGUGGUGAGAGAGGAAGAGAUUGGGAUAGUGAAAGGGAUGAUAAGAAUCGGGAAAGAGAUCACAUUAAGGAGAGGGAGAGGCGAGAUGAUAGAUAUAGGCACACUGAUAAAGACACCGCAUAUAAUAAGGAUAAGCAUUUGCGUCAUGAGGAUGGUGAAGACAUUCGAGACAGAUAUAGAAAACAUUCAAGACACGAAGAAACUGAAUAUCAUCGGGAGAGAAACAGGAAUUCUGAUUCUGUAAAAUUUUAUAAUUCUGCAAGAAGUGCCAUGGAAGAGAAUGAAAGCAAGCUAGAAAGAGGUGAGGCUGAACAAGAUUACUUAGAUGAGGAUACUCUGCAAUUACCAGAGCAAGAAGAGGAAGAUCUGAAUAGGAUUAAGGAGGAAAGUAGACGGAGAAGGGAAGCAAUAAUGGAGAAAUACAAGAAGCAGCAUCAGCAAGCAGAACAGGCAGCUGAAAAUGAAGGAAAAGACAAGGAAUCCGUGGACAUUCCUACUGAUGUUCCUGAAGCACAUGAUGGCAAGAAUGAUGGUAUUGAUGAUGUAGAAACAUCAUUUGCUGUUGGGAAAUCUACUCCUGAAAAUUUGAAUGGUGCUUCUAAGAAGAUAUCUGGUGCUGGUGGCCUGGGUGAGGGUACUCCUAAGAGUGAAAGAUCAGACGACAUGUUUUGUGAUGAUAUAUUUGGUGAGACACCAACUGGAGUUCGGAAAUCAGGAAAAGGGGAUGGUAUACUGAUUGAGAGGGUUGGCCUACAUGACAAUUGGGAUGACGCAGAGGGGUAUUACAGCUAUCGUUUUGGUGAAAUACUUGAUGGCCGAUACGAAGUCACUGCUGCACAUGGGAGGGGUGUUUUUUCAACAGUGGUUCGGGCAAAGAAUCUCAAGACUGGUAAUGGUGAGCCAGAUGAAGUUGCUAUAAAAAUCAUUCGUAAUAAUGACACCAUGUACAAGGCUGGUAUGGAUGAGUUGGUCAUACUGAAGAAAUUAGUAGGUGCAGAUCCAGAUGAUAAGCGUCAUUGUGUUCGUUUCCUUUCAAGUUUUAAGUACAGGAAUCACCUUUGUUUAGUUUUUGAAUCUCUUAAUAUGAAUCUGCGUGAAGUAUUAAAGAAGUUUGGUCGCAAUAUUGGCCUUAGGCUAACAGCUGUGAGAGCAUAUGCAAAGCAACUAUUUAUUGCCCUGAAGCAUCUUCGGAACUGUGGUGUUCUUCAUUGUGAUAUAAAGCCUGAUAAUAUGUUGGUGAACGAGGCUAAAAAUGUCUUGAAGCUUUGCGACUUUGGUAAUGCUAUGUUUGCUGGUAAGAAUGAAGUCACACCAUAUCUUGUCAGUCGGUUUUAUCGGGCCCCUGAAAUAAUUCUUGGCUUGCAAUAUGAUCAUCCGUUGGAUAUUUGGUCAGUAGGCUGUUGUUUGUAUGAGCUCUAUACAGGGAAAGUUCUUUUUCCAGGUCUUACAAACAAUGACAUGCUUAGGCUUCACAUGGAAUUAAAGGGUCCUUUUCCAAAGAAGAUGCUGCGUAAGGGAGCAUUCACUGACCAACAUUUUGAUCAGGACCUGACUUUUCUUGCUACUGAAGAGGAUCCUGUGACAAAAAAGACGAUAAAGCGGAUGAUUCUCAACAUAAAACCAAAAGAUAUUGGAACAAUCAUCACAGGCUCUCCUGGAGAGGAUCCAAAGAUGUUAGCCAACUUCAAGGAUCUCAUGGAUAAAAUUUUUAUCUUGGACCCAGACAAGAGGUUGACGGUAUCACAAGCACUGAACCACCCGUUUAUCACUGGCAAGUGAACAGUGUGCUGCUUUUGACUCCCCGAAGUGAUGUUCACUGAUAUUUGUACAUAGUGAUCUGAUUUAAUUCACAUUGGGGUUCUAAUCAUUUGGCAUUAUUUAUCUGUUCCGUACUGACCAAGGAGUGUCAUCACGAAUAUUGGCUUUUUGAAGUGAAAAGAGUGAUAUCUGGUCAGGCGUACACUAUACUGGCGGUUCUUUCACUGGAAUGUACUGUUUCCUAUUGAGGCCUAUCAGUGGUCUGAGGCAUCCCUCCCGUGCCUAGAUGCUUAAAGGGAACCCAGGAGAAGGUACCUUGGUUUGUUUAUUGGGAGAUUAAUUUCACCUCUCUAGAAUAGAUUGUUAUUUCUAUUAUAAUUUAUUAUCAGCUUCAAUGGAAUAGCAUGAAUGAUUGUUUUGGUUCUGAGGAACAUCAAUGGUUUUAGUUGCCUAUAAGCACAUUGAAACAUGUGAUUUUAUUUCGUUUUGAAAAUAUAGGUAUGUUAAUGAGGGGAAGGGGAGUGGUUAGUGUUGCAUCUUCAUCCAUUAAAGUGAUGCAGGUUCCAUUAAACCAAAUGCCUAAAUACCACACCCUUUCACAUAAUUGUAAGACUCUUAAGUGACAGAAUAACUUCCUUUAUUUUCCGCCUCUUUGAUCUUCCAAGUUUCAGCCAUUAGCUACGCACAAUUUUAGUUCUUGAAUUUUACUCGAUCAUCUCUUUCAAUCUACUACCUUGUAUUCUUUUCUGAGAUUUUGUUAAAUGCAUAUCCUAAUGAAAUUGUCUUGCAUCUUAUCCAUGAUGGCUUAUCCAUGAUGGCUGCUCAUUUUGUUGGAGGAAUUUUCACUGGAGAUGUUUGGCUGUGUUCUUGAAGCAAAUUCAUAUAUCUGUGCUGUGUCUUGGUCCUUCAAUUUUGUAAGUAUAUUUAAGUCCAAUUCCUUUAUGAUCUAUGUCGGCAGUGAUGAGAUUGAUGGGUCUUCUGGUUUCCAGUUCCGUAUGAUGAAUACUCUCUAUCCUUGAUUCUCAUUUUGGAAGUUAAUAUUUCAUGUGCUUGCAAUUGCACUUAGGUUUGUUAAGGUGGAUGUUGGUGGUAUUUAAUAGCAUUUUCAGUAAAGUUUUUCUGUGGGUGUGUUGUUUGUUCUUGCUUAGUAUGGUGUUUUUGGGCUUGCCUUUUGCCUUUUCUCGUCUAUGCUGUCCUAAGCCCCUAACAAUAACUUCACGUCAGAUCAGUCUCAUUAUUUAAGUAUAAUUUGGAAAUAGGGAUUUCCUUUUUCUAUAUGGUAUGUUGUAAUCUUCGUUUUUUAAUGAUGUUUUUGUAAGGGGUAGAGUGAUGUCAUGUCUUAUAAUUAUUGUGAUGUUACAUGUUAUCUAUCAAGAACCUAUUUCAUCUCAAAUAUUUUGUAGGGACUAAGCUAAUGUCGUGUAUCCUU
This is a messenger RNA of Arachis ipaensis, 4574 nucleotides long. Lineage: Eukaryota; Viridiplantae; Streptophyta; Magnoliopsida; Fabales; Fabaceae. The record is from RefSeq and is a predicted model, not a curated record.